Messenger RNA from Salarias fasciatus (jewelled blenny), 16713 nucleotides. Its product is annotated as ankyrin-3-like. Lineage: Eukaryota; Metazoa; Chordata; Actinopteri; Blenniiformes; Blenniidae. The record is from RefSeq and is a predicted model, not a curated record. The coding region runs from base 503 to 14551 and encodes 4682 amino acids. The transcript has 49 exons. Gene Ontology annotation, biological process: signal transduction. Gene Ontology annotation, molecular function: protein binding.
CUCUCUCUCUCUCGCUCUCUCUCUCCCUCCCUCCACCUCUGUGCUGGUGAUGCUCGUGUCUCUUUUCUCUCCGUCCGGCUCGUCCUCACCUCUCCUGGACGCGCUCCUCUCACACUGCCAGUGGAUGACACACGAGGAGGAAGAGGAGACAAGGAGAAGCUGCUGCCUCCUCUCUCCCAUCUUUCUUUCACUUUGAGACAAAGAAAAAAAAAGAAAGAAAGAGAGAGAGCAGAUCUGAGCAGACCAGAGCAACAACCAAAAGAAAAAGGACAUACAGGAUAUAGAUCCAUACAGACAUAAAAAAGACAGACCCUACUCUUCUCCAUUCUCCUUUUCAAGGAGGGCAUUUUUCUUCCCUUUCCCCCCCUUUCCUUUUCUACCCCGAUUUUUUCCUCUGAGAUCCCGGUUUUGUCAAUUACAGCCCCCUGAACUUCUCUGGGAUUUCAGGUGAGGCGCGCGUGUGUAGUGUGUGGUGGUCCUACAGUUUUUUUUAUUACCUAUCAUGGCUCACGCGGCCUCCCAAUUGAAGAAGAAUCGGGGGGAAGUGGAUGUGAAUGCAUUAGAGGACGAGAAGGAGAAGCGGAGGAAGAGCAGGAGAGCAGCGUCCCGGGAACAAAAGAGAAAGUCUGACAGCAAUGCCAGUUACCUGCGAGCUGCCCGGGCUGGAAACCUUGAGAAGGUCCUUGACUACCUCAAGACUGGGGUGGAAAUUAAUAUUUGUAAUCAGAAUGGUCUGAAUGCUCUCCAUCUGGCCUCCAAAGAGGGGCAUGUGGAGGUUGUUGCUGAGCUGCUGAAGCUCGGAGCCACUGUGGACGCAGCCACGAAGAAAGGAAACACUGCUCUGCACAUAGCCUCGCUGGCUGGCCAGACAGAAGUCGUCAAAGAGCUGGUCACUAAUGGAGCCAAUGUCAACGCACAGUCUCAGAAUGGCUUCACCCCGCUGUACAUGGCGGCCCAGGAGAAUCACCUGGAGGUGGUGCGAUUCCUUCUGGAGAACAGCGCCAGCCAGAGUAUGGCUACGGAGGAUGGCUUCACCCCGCUGGCGGUGGCCCUCCAGCAGGGCCAUGACCAGGUGGUCUCCCUGCUACUGGAGAACGAUACAAAGGGCAAGGUGCGCCUGCCUGCCCUGCACAUCGCCGCUCGCAAGGACGACACCAAGGCCGCGGCCCUGCUCCUGCAAAACGACCACAACGCAGAUGUUGAGUCCAAGAGUGGAUUCACCCCCCUCCACAUAGCAGCACAUUAUGGCAACAUUAAUGUGGCCACGCUCCUGCUGAACAGAGGGGCUGCGGUGGACUUCAUGGCUCGGAACGACAUCACGCCACUUCAUGUGGCGUCAAAAAGGGGGAACAGCAAUAUGGUGAAGCUGCUGCUGGACAGAGGGUCCAAAAUCGAUGCAAAAACCAAGGAUGGCCUAACACCUCUUCACUGUGGGGCGCGGAGCGGGCACGAGCAGGUGGUAGAAAUCCUACUAGACCGGGGAGCGCCGAUCCUGUCCAAGACCAAGAACGGCCUGUCGCCGCUGCACAUGGCCACUCAGGGGGACCACCUCAACUGCGUGCAGCUGCUGCUGCAGCACGACGUGCCGGUGGACGACGUCACCAACGACUACCUGACGGCGCUGCACGUCGCCGCCCACUGCGGCCACUACAAGGUGGCCAAGCUCAUCGUGGACAAGAAGGCCAACCCGAACGCCAAGGCUCUGAACGGUUUCACUCCGCUUCACAUCGCCUGCAAGAAGAACAGAGCCAAAGUGAUGGAGCUGCUGCUUAAACACGGGGCAUCUAUCCAGGCUGUCACCGAGUCUGGUUUGACGCCGAUCCACGUGGCGGCGUUCAUGGGCCACGAGAACAUCGUCCACGCACUGACCCAUCACGGGGCAUCGCCGAACACCACCAACGUGCGAGGAGAGACGGCGCUCCACAUGGCGGCCCGGGCGGGCCAGGCGGAUGUAGUCCGAUACCUGCUGAAGAACGGCGCCAAGGUGGAGACCAAGUCGAAGGACGAUCAGACGGCGUUGCACAUCUCCAGUCGGCUGGGGAAGGUCGACAUCGUCCAGCAGCUGCUGCAUUGCGGCGCCUCCGCCAAUGCCGCCACCACCUCAGGCUACACCCCGCUUCACCUGGCCGCUCGCGAAGGACACCAAGAUGUCGCCGCCAUGCUGCUGGAGAACGGCGCCUCGCUCUCCUCCUCCACUAAGAAAGGGUUCAGUCCUCUGCAUGUGGCAGCUAAGUACGGCAAGAUGGAGGUGGCCAGUCUGCUCCUACAGAAGAGAGCCGCACCUGAUGCAGCCGGAAAGAGUGGGCUAACGCCACUGCAUGUAGCCGCUCACUACGAUAACCAGCGAGUGGCUCUGCUGCUGCUGGAUCAGGGAGCUUCCCCUCACGCUGCCGCCAAGAAUGGCUACACGCCUCUCCACAUCGCCGCCAAGAAGAACCAAAUGGACAUCGGGACCACGCUGCUGGAGUACGGCGCCGACACCAACGCCGUGACGCGGCAGGGCAUCAGCCCCAUUCACCUGGCGGCGCAGGAGGGCAGCGUGGACCUGGUGUCGCUGCUGCUGGCCAAGAGCGCUCACGUCAACGUGUGCAACAAGAGCGGACUGACACCCCUCCAUUUAGCAGCCCAGGAGGACAAGGUCAACGUUGCAGAAGUCCUUCUCAACCAUGGAGCUGAAGUCAACCCACAAACAAAGAUGGGUUACACGCCGCUGCACGUGGCGUGUCACUACGGCAAUGCAAAGAUGGCAAACUUUCUGCUGCAGAACCACGCCCGAAUCAACGGCAAAACCAAGAACGGGUACACUCCCCUCCACCAAGCAGCUCAGCAGGGCCACACCCACAUCAUCAACCUGCUGCUUCAGCACGGGGCCUCGGCCAACGAGCUCACCGUGAACGGGAACACUGCCCUCUCCAUCGCCCGCCGCCUUGGCUACAUCUCUGUCGUGGACACACUGAGGCCCAUAACGGAUGAAAACCUCAACACCAUGAAUGCAUCAGAAAAACAUAAAAUCAACGUCCCGGAGACAAUGAACGAGUUCCUCGACAUGUCAGACGAUGAAGGUGAGGAUGCGAUGACCGGGGAUACAGACAAAUACUUGCGGCCUCAGGACCUCAAAGAACUGGGGGAUGACUCUCUCCCUCAGGAGGGCUACAUGGGUUUCAGCAUAGGAGCCCGCUCAGCCAGCCCUAGAAUCAGCCUCCGCUCCUUCAGUUCGGAUAGGUCCAACACGCUCAACCGGAGCUCCUUCGCCAGGGACAGCAUGAUGAUCGAGGAGAUUCUCGCCCCCACGAAGGACACGCUUCAGAGUGUCUGUAAAGACAUAUCCUACUUGGUUGACCCCCUCAAUAAGCAUCUUGCUGUGACCAGAGACUACAGUUCGGAGUGUAUGCGACGGUAUAGUUGGACUCCAGACACGAUGGACCACAGCCACAACACUGUGUCCAGCCCCAUUCACUCCGGCUUCUCCUCCCCGCUCCCUCAGUAUGACUCCAGGUUCUUGGUCAGCUUCAUGGUGGACGCCCGCGGUGGCUCGAUGAGAGGCAGCCGCCACAACGGCAUGCGCAUCAUCAUCCCCCCCAGGAAGUGCACUGCUCCCACACGGAUUACCUGCCGCUUGGCCAAAAGGCACAAGCUGGCCUACCCCCCUCCCAUGGUGGAAGGAGAGGGGCUGGUGAGCCGGCUGGUGGAGGUCGGACCGGCUGGGGCUCAGUUUCUUGGGCCUGUGAUUGUUGAGAUCCCCCAUUUCGGUUCAAUGCGAGGGAAGGAGAGGGAGCUGAUCGUGUUGAGGAGCGACAACGGUGACACGUGGAAGGAGCACCAGUCGGACUCCAGACCGGAGGACCUCACUGAGCUGCUGGCUGGAAUGGAUGAAGAGCUGGACAGUCCUGCUGAGCUGGAGAAGAAGCGCAUUUGCCGCAUUGUCACCAGAGACUUUCCGCAGUACUUUGCUGUGGUGUCGCGGAUCAAGCAGGAGUCGAACCACAUGGGUCCGGACGGAGGCGUGCUGUCCAGCAGCACUGUGCCCAUGGUCCAGGCCUCAUUCCCACAGGGGGCGCUCACCAAGAGGAUCCGAGUGGGCUUGCAGGCCCAGCCUGUGCCGGACGACAUGGCGAGGGCGGUGCUGGGUAACAGAGCCACCUUCAGCCCCAUCGUCACCGUCGAGCCCAGGAGGAGAAAGUUCCACAAGCCCAUCACGAUGACCAUCCCCGUCCCGCCCCGGUCAGCAGAAGGCCAUCCCAGCGGACACCGGGGCGACUCCGCGCCGUGCCUGCGUCUGCUCUGCAGCAUCACAGGAGGGACGUCCCCGGCGCAGUGGGAGGACAUCACGGGAACCACGCCGCUCUCCUUCGUCACCGACUGCGUCUCCUUCACCACAAACGUGUCGGCCAGGUUCUGGCUCGCAGACUGUCACCAGAUUCCUGAGACGGUGAGUCUAGCGUCUCAGUUAUACCGGGAGCUGAUCUGCGUGCCAUAUCUGGCCAAGUUUGUGGUUUUCGCCAAAAUGAACGACGCCGUCGAGGCCCGGCUGCGCUGCUUCUGCAUGACGGACGACAAGGUGGACAAAACCCUGGAGCAGCAGGAGAACUUUGAGGAAGUGGCCCGGAGCAAAGACAUCGAGGUUCUGGAGGGCAAGCCCAUCCACGUGGAUUGCUAUGGCAACCUGUCUCCCCUCUCCAAGAGUGGGCAGCAGUUGGUUUUUAAUUUCUACUCCUUCAAGGAGAACAGACUCCCCUUCAACGUGAAGAUCCGAGAUAUGGGCCAGGAGCCAUGUGGACGCCUCUCCUUCCUGAGAGAGCCAAAAACCACAAAAGGCCUUCCACAGACUGCCAUAUGCAAUUUGAACAUCACACUGCCAACCCACAAGAAGGAUAUGGAGUCUGAUCCUGAUGAUGAGACUGAAAAGCCAGAACGACGUCAUACCUUUGCCUCCUUAGCUUUGCGUAAGCGCUACAGCUAUUUGACCGACCCAGCAGCGAAAACAACUGAUCGAAGCUCGGCGAGAACACAGCCUUCUAGCUACCCUCACAAACCUGUCUUUUCAACGAGAUCUUAUCAGGCGUGGUCGCCUGUUCCUGUCGCCGUCGCUGGCCAAACCAAAUCUGGUUUUGGGUCCCUCUCCAGUUCGUCAUCCAACACGCCCUCUGCCUCUCCAUUAAAGUCUGUCUGGUCCAUCAACUCUGCCUCCCCAAUCAAGACCAACAUUCCUGGAUCACCUGCCUCUUCUGUAAAGUCAGUUAGUGACUUAGCGUCCCCUAUCCGCUCUUACAGAACCAUCUCCUCUCCUAUAAAAACUGUAGUCCAGCAAGCCCAGUACCCUGCCCAGGUCACCCCGAGUCCCCUGGCUUCACCAGGGAAAAGUGCCCCAGAUCCUUUAUCUAUGAAAGGAUUAGCAGCGUUGUCUGCUAGGACGUCCCCUAUAACUGUCUCAGGAGGAGGAAGCCCUCUUCUAGAGAGAGCUUCCAUGAACAUGACCCCGCCAACAUCUCCCAAGUCUUCUUUGAGUAUGUUCAGCUCACCCCUGCCAUACAAAACCCUUAUGGGAGCCUCGAGUGGCACAGCAUCCUCGUCGCCAAUAAAAACAGUUCCUGGUCUCUCCUCAGUACGUUCCUUUGCGUCUGAUGCUACCGGCUCUGCAAGAAACUUAUUCUCUUCUCUCUCAUCGCCACUUAAAUCCAACACCCCUCCAAGUGCUGCAGCUCUAAUCAAUGGAACUGUGUCACCUGCACAGUACCGUUCUUCAUCUCCAACAUCUCUUCUCACCAGCAGUCUGCAGGAGAGAAUACAGGCAACUACCAACGCUGCAACUACAAGCGUCAAUGCUGCCUUUGACGAGGUUGAAAAAACCUUUAAUUCGUGCUCUGCGGGCUAUGGUACCUUGAAAUCUAUGUCCUCCUCUGCAUCCUCUUCACAUCAGUCUAUAAGAUCAUCGGCUUCAAACUCCCUCUAUGCCUCUCUAAGAUCCCCCUCAAAUGUCACAACGGCUGUAACAUCGAGUACAAUGACUGUUCCAGUGUACUCAGUUAUCAAUGUGCUGCCAGAGCCUCAGUUUAAAAAGUUACCUGAGGUGUCUAAGUCAGCUGCUGCUCUUCUCUCUCCGAGAAAGACUCUGCCAGCUGAGGUCAACGCUCAGUUGCAGUCCUCUUUUGCUCGAACUCUUUCCCCUAUCAAAGCCCCUGUUUUUUCUGCUGCUCUCAAGUCAAACACCACAUCACCACUGUCAUCUAGCCAAGAGAUUCUGAAGGAUGUAGCCGAGAUGAAAGAGGACUUGAUACGAAUGUCAGCUAUUCUGCAGACAGACCCAAACUCCACAGCCAAUAAAGGCUUUCAGUCAGAUUCUCCGAAAGAACCAAAAAUGGAGGAUGAGGAACCAUAUCGGAUUGUAGAGAAAGUCAAACAAGACCUGGUAAAAGUGAGUGAAAUCCUUACGAAAGAUUCCGUCAAGGAUGGUAGAGGGUCCCUGGCCAGGAGCUCUUUGGAUGACAUACACUUCUCAAAAGUGCAAGUUGAACAACCACCAAGCAACUGGAGCUAUCCACCAAGAUACGAGACGGUUGUUCCUCAAGCCAAACCCAAAACAAUACCUGAUAGAGAUUUCAAUCUCUCCAAAGUGGUUGACUACCUGGCCAAUGAUGUUGGGAGUAGUUCUUACUCCAAAAUGCAUGACAACAAACAUAAAGCAGAUGAGGGCAAGCGAGAAGGAGAGGGCAAGGAGAAGCAGAAACGUGUCCUAAAACCCACUAUAGCAGUUCAGGAACAUAAGCUCAAAAUGCCCCCAACAAACAUGCGGUCCUCACCCUCAGACAAAGAGAUCAGUAAAGUAGCUGACGCUUUGUUUGGAGCAGAUACUGUUCUUGAAUCUCCCGAUGAUAUCUCACAUGAACAAGAUAAAAGUCCCCUCUCAGAUAGUGGUUUUGAGACCAGGAGUGAAAGGACACCCUCUGCCCCUCAAAGUGCAGAAGGAAUGGGCCCCAAAGCCCUAUUUCAAGACAUACCUGUUCCACCAGUGAUCACGGAGACUAGGACUGAGGUCGUCCAUGUAAUCAGGAGUUAUGAACCCCCGGAGGAUAACAAACAACCUGCAAUGGAGGAUGCGCAUCCUGUUAGAUAUAUUGAUUCGGAUUCAAAAGGGCACCCGAACCAAAUGCCAUCAGCUCCAGACCAGAAUAAAUGCUAUUCAAUAAAAGUCAGUCCUGAUGAGGAUCCAAUGGGAAAAGGAAUGAGAGUCAAGGAGGAAACUCACAUCACUACCACCACCAGGAUGGUAUACCACAAGCCACCUGGCAAAGAAGCAGCAUCAGAGAGGUGUGAGGAAACUAUGUCAGUACAUGAUAUAAUGAAAGCUUUUCAGUCAGGCAAAGACCCCUCUAGAGAGCUAGCAGGACUGUUUGAACACAAGUCCAGCAAUGAGGAAACAUCACAAAGAGUUCUUGAGGACAUCAAUUCCAAACCAAAAGUUGAAAGAAUAAUUGAAGUUCACAUCGAAAAGGGAAAUAAAGCUGAGCCAACAGAGGUUAUCAUCAGAGAGACAAAAAACCAUGGAGAGAAGGAAAUGUAUUACUACCCAGGGAGUCGACAAGAAGAGGAAGAACCUGAGGAGUCACUUCCUGUGUACCUCGACUCCCCCAGAGUGAACACACCCAUGUCACAGGAAGAAGACAGUCGUCCGAGUUCAGCCCAGCUCAUGGCCGAUGACUCAUACAAAACACUGAAACUACUUAGUCAGCAAUCUGUAGAGUACAAUGAGGAUGAAUCAUCAGAGCUUAGGGGUGAAUCCUAUAAUUUUGCUGAAAAAAUGUUACUCUCUGAGAAAUUUGACCAAUCCCAUUCUGACACUGAAGAAUAUCUGAGAGACAGGUCUCGCUUUCACUCACCUGACAGAAGCAGUCACAGUGAGGGUAGAUCACUUGGGCCUAGGACAGAGUAUGUGUUUCGAUCAUCAAGAAAUGUUUUUGACAAAUCUGGUCGAAUGGCUAACGUUGACGAUAACUUUGACAAACUGACACUUUUGCAGUAUUCAUCUGAGCCAGGCAGUCCAAAGCAAUCCGUUUGGAUGCGUGUGUCAGAUGACACACAAAGUAAGGACAGACAGCUUGUGUAUGAGGACAGAGUGGACAGGACGGUAAAAGAGGCAGAGGAAAAAUUAAGUGAGGUGUCUCAAUUCUUUCGAGAUAAAACAGAGCAACUCAAUGAUGAACUUUCUUCGCCUGAGAAGAAAUCUCGCAGACCAGACUUCAGAGAAUCACGUUCAGGGCCCAGUUCUACUCACAGCAGUCCAGAGAGAUCUGCUUAUAGUGGUAUUGGGGAAGAAUGGAGCAGAGAAAGGCUUCGAGACAGGUUCAGCUCAAGUGACAGGAAAUGUGCCAGUUUACCCAGCAGUCCAGAGAGAAGAGUGUUGCUGCAGUACACGGAUUCAGACCAAAGGAAACCAGCAGAUUGUAAGUCACAGGCAAGCACAGGGGAAAUCUCCAAACCUUUUCAAAUGUCUUCCUCCAAAGUCAGUGCAGUACGGCUAAAAUUUGAGCAAGAGGCUCAGAGGCAAGAUAGGAGUCCUCAGGGUGGCCAAAAUCAAAAUCCUCCUAUCAGAAAACUGCAGGAAAGCAAGCUUCCUGUAUAUCAGGUAUUUGCAGGUUCUGACACACCCAAAACACCCAGUAGUCCAGGAACCCAGAGGAGAGGAGCGGAGUCUGAAUCAAAAAAGUUCUCACCCAAACAUGACCCCAGUAGAAAAGAUCAGGAUGACAAAAAGUUAUUCAAAACAUGGGAAAGCCAAGGGUAUGGAAACUACAAGCCCCAAUCCCCCAAACUACCUUCAUCUUUAAUACAUGACUCCAUGAAAGAUAGCAAUAAUAGUGAUUCCCAAAGACAAGAAACAACUAAGAAAAUAAUCUACACAGAAUUUGUUGUCCGGGAAAGUCCAAAUAGCAACGAUAGUCUAAAAAAAAACUUGGAAUCACAAAUUCCUGUAAGAAAGCAGUCUAAUUUCUCAGAGAAUAGCAAAUCCACCUCUUUAAAAUUUGAUACCUCUAUUGAGCAACAUGAAAGGGCUGGGUCUCAUGUGCCUACUUUAGCUAGAAAUCGGAUACACAGUAGCUCUGAAUCCAACAAGUCUACUCGUGGAUCAUCAGUUGGAAAAUCCACAGACUCAUCAGAGGGUAGCCAGUCAAGUGUAGUGUGCAAUGGUGUUGACGCUGAUCAAAUAGAGUAUUUGGAUCAAGUAACUCCGGUAGUUGUCACCGAGGGCUUUAAAGACAUUAAACCCUUACCUGUAUAUGUCAGCAUCCAAGUGGGAAAGCAGUAUGAGAAAGAAACUGCCUCGGGGCAGCUGGGAACAUACAAAAAGAUCGUAAGCCAUGAGAGUAGAACAGUGCAUGAGACUAGAAGUGGCUUUUACACUGUCAAACAAAAGCAGUCUCCAUCUCCUCAAGGAAGCCCAGAAGAUGACACUCUAGAACAAGUGACUUUCAUGGACAGCUCUGGGAAAAGUCCUGUUACCCCCGAGACCCCCAGCUCAGAGGAAGUGAGCCUGACCUCCAGAACGCCUGACUCUGUGAUAGGCUUCAUGCCUGGCAUGCCAAGCCCUAUUCCUGAGGAGUCUGAGGAGGAGGACGGAAAGACAUUCAUCUACAAAGGACCCUCUAAGGAAAAAUCAAAGCCAACCCCCUCAGAGAGUCACAGUAGAAAACAGGAUGGAGAGAGGCAAAAGUCAAAAGACAAAAGAGUGGCCUAUAUAGAGUUUCCUCCCCCUCCUCCUAUCGAGGCAGAGCAGUCUGAUCCUGAAAAGAGGGGUUCGUGUGCUUCUUCUGAAGCAGAGACAGAGAUGAUGGAGGUAAACCUCCAGGAGGAGCAUGAUAGGCACCUCUUAGCUGAACCAGUCAUCAGGGUCCAACCUCCAUCUCCCAUUCCCCCGGGAGCUGACAACAGUGACUCUAGUGAUGAUGAGUCUGUCUUUCACCCCAUUCCUAUCAAAAAGUACACCUUUAAGAUGAAAGAGGAAGGAGAGAAACGUCCAAAACACAAAAAAUCUGAAAAAAAUGGAAAUAAGGAUCCUGGACUAAAUGGUGUAGUAAAGGGAGAGGAUGCUGACUUUGAACAAAAUGGCAAUGACCAGUCAAUCACUGACUGCUCAAUAGCAACCACAGCUGAAUUUUCCCAUGACACGGAUGCAACUGAAAUAGACUCUUUAGAUGGGUAUGACCUUCAGGAUGAAGAUGAUGGACUGAGCGAGGAUCCAAAAACAUCAAGUUUGUCUAACGAUGGAAAAACAGCUGACCGCUCAUUCAGCCAGUCAAAGCUUGAAGUAAUAGAGGAAGAGAAAUGUGAGGAAGGAGGGGAUAAUGGAAAAGCAAAAUCUAAUGCAUCUUCGGCAAAAAGUGGUGGUGAUGAAAAGGAUUACACUCUUGAAGGAAGACAUCCAGAAAGGCAGGGCUUUGGGGAAAGUUACUUUGGCUACCAACUUGAAGACGAGUUGAAUUCAACCUUUAAAACUGUUGCCACCAAAGGUUUGGACUUUGACCCCUGGUCAACAAAAGGGGCUGAUAACGAAGGGGUUUUUGAAUCCCGAGCAAAAGAGGAUGAUCCCAAACCCUUUGGCUUAUCAGUGGAGGACAAAUCACAGGCUACAACACCUGACACAACUCCUGCUCGUACACCAACUGAUGAGAGUACACCGACUAGUGAGCCUAACCCCUUCCCUUUCCAUGAAGGGAAGAUGUUUGAGAUGACCCGCAGUGGUGCUAUUGACAUGAGCAAGCGGGACUUUGUUGAAGAGAGGCUUCAGUUUUUCCAGAUUGGUGAGCAUUCCUCUGACCCUAAAACAGGGGAAAAGGGGCGAGGGGGAAAGAUCCUGGGAGUACUCUCCUCUCAGUCAAAAACAGGGGAGAGAUCCACAGUAGAUGGGAAAGUGAAAGUUAUAGAUACCACCACAGACAGCAGCACUACACCAGCAACAACUACAGCAAAAUGCAGCCCUGCACAGCCUGGCGGUGACACUGGCUAUGCUGGUACUGAUGCCUCCGCCUGUGAAGCCAUAGCUGAGACUGCCUCUUCUUGCACAAUCACAGCCUCUAAGGUUGAUUCCAAGUUACGCACUCCCAUUAAGAUGGGCAUAGCUGCCUCUAUAACCGUGAAGAAAGACUCAGGGGAUCUCACUGAAUGCAAGGCUGAGAUUUCAGAGGGUCAGAUGGUACCAGAGUACAUUAGCAUAGAAGGCCAAGGUACAGAGAACAAGUCUAGAAGUCACACAGAGCCCAAGUUAGAAAGAAGAGAUUUCCCUUCUGAAAACUGCAACAACAACAAUAACCUCGAGUCUUCAAGUGUUCAAGCCAACUACAUUCAGUGUGGCAGUGUAGUGUUCAAUUUGCAGUCUUCAUCUGAGCCCACUCUUCAGAAAGCUAGCAGGAUAGAAACACUGUGCUGUAGAGAAAUAGAAGAACGAGCUGAAGUCCACAAAAGCAGCGAAGCACAGGAGCAGAAAAGUGAAACUGUUAAAGAAAGUGAAGUGAAGCAACCCAAGUCCAGACUCCCAGUUAAAGCAUCAGGGUGGUCGUUUCACACGCAGGGAACAGCAAUAGGCAAGCAGAAGCCCAAGCAAGCAGUAAGAGUUGAGGUCAAAAAGAGAGGAGAGCCAGCCAUAGCUAAGGUAGAGCCCAGAUCGAGGAUACCAAUCAAGGAUGUUAAGAAGAGCAGCCCUGCCACCACAACUAGCUCACUUGUUUCCGUUCGGGUUACCUCACAGCCAGUAAGGACAUUGGACACCGAGCGAGCAACCAUACAGUUGCCCUCAAGACUGCCCCUGAAGGACAGACAUCAGGUCACAAAUGAGGGAAUGUGUAGCCAGAGCAGACAGGAGAACCCUAGUGAGCUUUGUAAGCGCACCAUCGAAUAUUUUAAAGGCAUUAGCGGGGAGACGCUAAAGUUGGUGGACCGCCUGUCAGACGAGGAGAAAAAGACGCAGACAGAGCAGUCGGAGGAAGACAGCACCUCCCGGAGCACCUCUCUGUCGGACGCCUCCCAGCCUUCCCAGCCCUCCCAGCCCUCCCAGCCCUCCCGCUCAUCCAGGUCUGGUAGAGGUUCGAGGGCUGAGGCCGGGGCCGCGUCCGUAAGGGCAAAGGUGGCGACGACGGACAGGGCCUCCGGCAGUGAGAGGAGCAGGAGGAGUAGGCGGACUGGUGGGAAGGAGGGCAGUCAGGGACUCACAGGGUCUCGAGCGCCUCCCAUCGCGGAGAUCAAGCCUAGCCCCCAAAGUCCGUGUGAACGAACAGACUUGCGGAUGGCUAUUGUUGCCGAUCACCUGGGGCUCAGCUGGACAGAGCUGGCUCGGGAGAUGAACUUCACAGUGGAUGAGAUCAACCACAUCAGACUAGAGAACCCCAACUCCCUGACAGCACAGAGCUUCAUGCUUCUUAAGAAAUGGGUCAGUCGAGAAGGGAAAAACGCCACAACGGAUGCCUUAACUGCAGUGCUGACCAAAGUCAAUCGGAUGGAUAUUGUGACUUUACUGGAGGGCCCUAUAUUUGACUAUGGUAACAUUUCAGGCACAAGAUGUUUUGCCGAUGAUAACGCUGUUUUCCGGGAUCAGGCUGAUGAUUAUCAGAGCAUUCUAGCGGAGCUGCAGUCCCCCGCCGCACUGCACUCCGAAUCACACUUCCUGGAGCCCGAAAUCCCCGUCACCCCCAACCCUUCCCUCGCCCACCACCAACAGCACCAUUACCCAGAACCAGACACCCCCCUGCUGGCCGACACCCAACCUCAACCCCCGUCCUGGAGCUCCGAGAUAGAGCCUGGUAGCAGAGAGCCUGACAGUCCUCCUAGGAGCCCCCCUCGGCCCUCCGAGCUCGACCUGUCUGUCCCAGCCUUUGAACUCCCCGAAACUGCCCCCCCUAAGGUCAGAAAGCCGCACAUCGCCGUGAACGAUCAGCUGCUUCUGAGCGAGGAGGAAGACAGGUCUUUUCACGAGAUGGUGCCGACGCGCAAGCCCAAGUCGUUCUCCUUCCCCGCGAUGUGCGAAUUAGACGUCGACAUGGCGUACUCCACAUCUUCCCCUUCACUGUCAUCUGUGUCAUCCAUUACCCCUUCAUCGCCCGAGAGAGCACAAAUGGGAGACGGAGGAGCGCAGAUGGGUGCUCUCAAUGGGACACAAGAGGAUGUCGUUUUGAAAGGAGGGGAAAAGGAAGUGAAAGAAGAAAUACAGAAAGUGGUUGAGAUGGUUGCAGCAGAGUUGGCAGAAGGCAACGAUUUGGUUGAGAAGUGGGUAGAGCAGGAUUUGAUUAGAAACGUGGAAAGGAAAUGUGAGAUGAUCACGAAAGAUAGGUGCGAACUGGGAGGGCAGAGUGACAUUACAGUGCAAGAGAAGGAAGAGAAAGAGGAGCCGACUGAGCUGUGUAGCUUCAUGCAGGAAGGGAAAACAGGAGCAGCGUGUGAGGUGCAAGAGGCAAAAAGUGUGCAGAAUCUGACAGAAAUUGUGCAGGAAGUUGAGAAAACUUGUAUACCAAUGGAAGCAGAGAGCAUGGAAGAGUUGGUUGACGAGAAACUCCAGGCCCAAAAGGUUGACGAGGACAACGUGGAACAGGCCUACCGGUGCGACAGAGUGGAUGACGCAGGGGAAGAUCUGGAGUUUAAGGAUGAAGGACUGGGUGUCAGUGAAAGAGAUCUUUGUGGGGCAUCAGAUGGAGAACUGGCAGCUGAAGACCAGACUGUAGCUGACCUCUCCCCCCAGGCCUGGGUCGAGGCUCUCGGCCAGCUGCAGCCCAGUGAGUCUGGAUUCAAUGAGGAAGAGAUGGGAGACAGAGAUGAUGAUGCUGCAGAAGACGCACCGGGAUUCUUUUUUGAGGAGUUGAAGAAGGAAGAAGGCUCAGAGGAAAAGGAGGAGAACGAAGAGAUCACCGAGUCCAGGGUUGAAGAGAUUCUCGCAGGGGUCGAACAGGCAGAAAAAGACCUGUGUUCACUUUCAGGUUGGCACAGUGAUUCAUCCAGCGUCAACGUGGAGCCGCCAACGCCGGGUCGCAGUGUCAGCUCGGACCUGCUUGACAGGCGAGAAAGCCAAGAGAACUCUAGUGACUCCAUCACGUCCUCAUCUCGGGCAGAAUCAGGGAGGUCCCGGCAAAACGGCGACAACUCAAAGCACUCACCUCAGGACGUCUCGUCGGAAUCAUCCAACGGCAAAAAGGAGGAAGGAAAGCUGGUGUCUGAGAAGAAAGUCCAGCGGGUUAGUGUAGAUUCUGGUUCAGAGGAAGAACAGACCGUAACCACAAGAAUCUUCAGACGCCGUCUCAUUUUAAAGGGUGAAGAAGCGAAGAACAUCCCGGGAGAGUCUAUGACUGAAGAACACUACAUGGACAAAGAUGGUAACCUCAUCAGUAGAAAAGUGAUCAGGAAGGUUAUCCGUCGGGUUACAAGUCCCACUCCAGAAAGCCAGGGAGCCGACAAGUGGCACCCAGACCUUCAGCUCAAUCCCCUUCUGCAGGAAGAUUGGUCAGAGCCAGGAGAAGGGUCAAGAAAUAGCAGACGAAAAGAUGACAGAAGAUCAGGGGACAAAAAGCACCACUCAUAGGGAUAACUGUGUUCCAUCAGCUGUGCAGGAACUGAGCUCAGUGUUUCCUGGGAACAAGACUUCAAAGGGCUGGAGGGCUCCAGAGUGAGGACUUGAAGCGAAGGUCCACUCCCCAAAACUAUCUGCUCCGAACAAAUGGUUUUUCCAGAGGAGUCAACCCUUCUGACUUAAAGCAUGAGCAUGAAAAACUCACUCCCCGUCAAUCAGAGGACCCGGGAGCUUCAGACUGAGGUGGACCAGUGGACAAUGAUUCUGCUUCCUAUUUGCUGUGAAACAAACACGUGCCAUCGGUCCACCAGUGCUGUGAGAGCUUUUAUCGAGGAGCAUCUUUUUUUUUUCUUUUUUUCUUUUUUUUUUUUUUGUGAGGGACGACAAAGACUCUGCUACCGACAACCACACAGGUGCAACUGUGACCAAAGAUGGCACAAGAGCUCAGAUCCCCGUGGUGUGUGGAGAGAAGGAAGUCGACACAAUAACACACACAAAAUAAAAGAUGUUUUGGAACACUUCUGAUCCAACUUCAACACUCGCCUUAUAGUUUUUUCUUGAACCCAUUGUUGUCAGGAUGUAAAUUGUUUCGGGAUUUUUUUCCUUCCUUUUUAAAACUUAAACUAACACGAAAGCUUUUUUCUGUACAUAAAAUUGCGAUAUGUAUAAUUCUUUUAAAAAAAAAAAAGCUAAGUUGCUGAGUGGGAAUGCACUGAGGAGAGUGACCUUUUCAAGUGCUUUCAACAUUUGCUGAAACAGUUCCUCUUUUAAAGAUUUGAGUGUGAAUUCACAGGUUCUUGUAUAUUUACUUAUUAUUAGAACAGGUAUAAUGUUUGUAUAUGAAAAAAAAACAACAAUUCUGGUUUGAUUUUAACAGGGGAAAUUUCCAGAAAAUCAAAUUCCAGUAAUUCCCAAAGUGGGAAUGAAUUAAAUUCUGCAAAAGCAGCCUUUCAGAGUUCUCAUAUUUUCAUGCAUGCCGUUCACAUUAUUUUAAGUACAGUUUUUACAAGUUUGCAAACACUGUAUUCAAAUGACAAAUGAAACCCUUUAUCUCUGCACAUAUAGCCCCUAACAUUUGUCACUGAUUUUAUAGUUUAUUUUCAUUUGAAAAAGGAUGCCAUUAAAGCAUUUAUCACGUGGGGGUGCGGUUCUAUAGGUUGUCGAGGAUGUGAUGUCUCGUCCGUCUGUGUAAAACUGGAGGGCAGCUUCUGCUAAGAGAGCGAAGUAAUCUGAAUGUACAUGCUAGUAGGCUGGCUCGCUGUAAAAUUAUACUUGUAUUGUGCAUAUUGGCUAUAGGGUGUAGGAGUCUCUGUACACUGUUAGACUGUUUGUAAUCAUUUUAGCAGUGUGUUGAUUUGGUUUUCUAACAGCUGCUGUGGUAUUAAAAGGAAAACCGGGGCAUUUCACUUUGGAUUUUUUUUUUUUCUUCUUCUUCUUUUGAGGAGGGGUUGAUGCUUUUCCUUAAUUUAAAACCCUAUUCACAUUAAGGACACAUAAAGACAUUAUUUGAUUGUAGCUCUAAAUAGCAUAUUGUAUGACAAAAAACACUGGAUGGUCAAAAACAAUUAUUUAAGCAUUGAAUAAAUUGUGUUUAACUCUGAAACUGUGUGAUCUCUUUAGGCUUGAGAGUCUGUAUAUGCAGCGUGGAAUAGAAAUGUUUUCACUAGCUCACUGAUGACAUUUGACUUUACAUUUGGGGGUUAUCUUUGUAUUGGUUUUCAUUAUAGAUGCCCAUGUAGUUCAAGUGUGAUGUUCUACUGGCGCGAUGGCUCACUAUGCCGACGUCUAUGCUGUGGACAUGGAAACUAUGUGACUUUUUCUUUCUUGGGGAGGGUGGGGGGCGUUUAAAGGACGUCAGGUUGGGUGCUGUACCACAUCCCCUCAUACUACUAUGUCAAUCAGGGGGCAGAGGAUCCUUUGAUAUGGUUGAACUAUCAAUUUUUUGUCAAUUUUGUUUGAUAUGUGUUUUCACCUGAGCAGAUUUUUUGAUGUACAAUUCUUACUAACAAGAGUGAAGCCAUUGAAAUGUAAAACUAUUCUAGCACUUUGGUUAUUCAAGGUCUUUUAGAGGCUAUAGCAGCAAUGACACCAACAAAUGUUUCAGACGUCUUUAAAAAAAAAAACAACCUAAAAAUAAAAAAAAAAUAAUAAAAAGGCAUUGAUUUCGCAGCGCA